AUGGCUAUAUCUAGACUAUGUUCAAUCUCCUCCUUCAAAUUGCCCUUCAGGAGACGGCGGUAUCUAAAAGACAAUUUAUUCUAUAAGAUUUCAGUCACAGCUAAAGAUUCCGGUAGGUCACAGUUGGUAGAGCUUGCAUCCGUGACUGUGGAUCUUUCAGGAUGCCUUGACCCUCCAUUAUUUGAAGAUCCUUCAUUCAAAUUUAGCGUGAGGGAAGGCGAAAGCGGGCUUACUGUUGGAUUUAUUAAGGCAGUUAAUCGCCAUACUGGUUUGAGUGAAAGUAUCUCGUACUCUUUUAAGAAUGAACACUCCAAGUAUUUGUUCGAUUUGAAUCAGAUUUCUGGUGAGAUUAAGACUGCGAGAGCCCUUGAUCGUGAGACUGCUGACUUUCACCAGUUUACUGUGGUGGCAAGUCUUCAUUUCCUUAACGGGUCCUACAACAGCCAUGCAGAAGUAUUGGUUACUGUUGAAGAUAUCAAUGAUAAUCCGCCAGUGCUAGCUAAAGAGGAGUACACCAUCUCACUGAGCCUGCAUGCCAAGCCUGGUCUACUGUUAAACUUAAAUGCAAGUGAUAAGGAUAUUGGUGAAAAUGCAGAGGUGGCCUUUGAAAUAACAGAUGGAAAUAAAAAGCAGCUAUUUUGGAUCAAUUCUUCAAGCGGGGAUUUGUUUCUCGUGGCACCAAUAACCUUUACCGCAGGCGACGUUGUUGUCCUUGUCGUAGAGGCUCGUGACGCAUCUACCACAAAUGCUUUACGAGACACAACGAUUGUGAGGGUGUCAUUCUACGGUAGGGGAACAAGAGAUGCUAAAAGAAGCUCGGCACUUACGGCGGUGGGUUCAAGUGUGGGUACCGUUGUCUUUAUCAUCGUUUUAGCUGUCGUUGCUCUUCUGUUAUGGAAAAGGCGAAAGAAACGGUAUUUAAGAGGUACUAGCGAUCACCUCCAGAUGGAAGAUGUAAAACGCACCUGCUCUGGAAUGAACAGUGCUGUUGUGACAAGUUGCACACCAAGAUCUCCAAUGGAGCUAUCUGGUACUUUUUCGUCUGAAAGUCAGUCACCGACCAUAUCGACAAAACUACGUAAAAUGGACUCACAGGUCCGUCUUGUAGAGGGUUGUCAAGUAGUUGUAGAACUUUGUCACAUGGAACCAAAGUUAUUGUCAAGUCUGCAACCUACAGAGCAGGUUUCCGAAAUAGAGCCUCGAGCUUUCAUAUCUACACCAGUUGGCGUGGACCUCUGUCACAUGGAUCCCGAUCCAUCAUUAAGAUUCAGUGAUGUAUAUUCACCCAUCGGCUCGGCAACGGAUGUUACUUUUAACCGCUGUAACGAUUUAGACACUAGUCUUAGUGACACAUGGGGGAAAUCUGUGUCAUCACUUACGCCACGAUCACUGAGAAACCUUUGGCUGGGCUAUGAAAGUGAGCCCUCAGCUGUAUCAAUAAGGAAACUAGCAAACGAGCCUUUGUCUAGCCACAGUGAAGAUCCUCAAGUUAGCAUGGAUCAUAGUUACAGAGAACACGAUUCAUCGUCAACUGUAAAUUGGCCACCUCAGUUUUAUGAAAUGGAGCCAUCGUCUCCGCUUUCAACACCUGCAUCAGGAUUCAGUGAUCCUGAUUCACUUUUUGGCUCAGUGACAGAUGUUACACUGAAUUACGGCAACGCUUCAGACACUAGCUUGGAUGAGACGGAGUUCAAAUCUGUAUCUUCGUUCACCCCAGGAUCUCUGAAGAACCUUUGGCGGGGCUUGUCGUGUGAAAAUGAGCCCUCGGCUGUUCCAACAAGGGAUAUAACAAAGGAGACUCCCCCAAGUUCCGUUAAGGUUGCUCGAAUUAGCAGGGAUCAAUGUUAUAUGCAAGCUGAUUCACCAUCAAAUGUACAAUGUUCGACGAAAAUGUUUGAAAUGGAGGCGUCUUCUCCCUCAGCACCUGCUUCAAGAUUCGGUGAUGCAGAAUUACCCGUUGUGAAAGUGAUAGAUCCAACAUCAAAGUAUUCUAACGAUUUAGAUAAAACCUCUAGUGAGACGGAGAUAGAAUCUGUGUCUUCGCUUACACCAGAAUCCCUAAGAAACCUAUGGAGGGGCUUGUCGUAUGAAAACAAGCCCCAAGCAACAUCAAUAAGGGACUCAACAAGAGAGUCAUCCUCAAGUCUGUUUAAAGUUUCUCAAGUUGAGUAUCCUACUUCACCUUCGACAGUUACGUCCAAUGUUGCUGAUUUACUCUCUGAUUCAUUGAGUGAUGUAGCAAUUAACUAUCCACCCAGCUCGCGUAACGUUUCAUUGAACUCUAUGUCUUCUGUGUCAGUAUUUCUAGGAAACCUUUCCACUCGUUCUCGAAUCUCAAACCGUACCGAAAUCGGUGAACACUCAUCCAGGUCGACAGGAGCUUCUGAACUGACACUUCUGCAAAGAGUUUUAUCCGCGCUAAGAGCUCCAUUCAGGCCUUAUGAGACAGCUGAAUCGACUAUUAAUGUACAGUCAAACGACCGAAGAGCCCCUUCUCAAUCUUCACAUCCGGAUGGUACUCUCUGACGUCGUCUGCUCGAAGACGAGGAAAAGUGACUGAUUAAAUAUCUAAGGGUCAAUCGUGCCACGGCAUGAACCCUAACGCGGACGGAGCAAUACGGACUUCUUUCUUUUACUGGAAGAUAAUCGAAUUGAUAGUUACAAAUUGAAAUUUUCACUUCUAGAAACGCGAUAUGCAAAUAUUAGACAAUGACGUGAAAAUUACUUAAAAUUAAUCACUGUUUGAUGUGAGUUGGUUCCUUUCCUUCGCAAGAUCUAGGAUACUAUUUGGUUUAUCUUCAGGUCUACCAUUAUUCGCAUUUAUUGUUGUUGUUGCUUUUGUUGUUGUUGUUUUUUGUUAGCAGUUAUGGGAACUUCUAUCUGCUGAUUGACUAAAAUGAUUAAAAUAGAUAUUUCCUAAAA
Pocillopora damicornis (cauliflower coral) is the source of this 2922-nucleotide messenger RNA. RefSeq lists its product as uncharacterized. The record is from RefSeq and is a predicted model, not a curated record. Gene Ontology annotation, cellular component: plasma membrane. Gene Ontology annotation, biological process: homophilic cell-cell adhesion. Lineage: Eukaryota; Metazoa; Cnidaria; Anthozoa; Scleractinia; Pocilloporidae. Gene Ontology annotation, molecular function: calcium ion binding.